AUGUCUUGUCGAGAAAUUCCACGAUGUGAAGUCUCAUUGCACUGUACACCUGAUGAUGCUUGGAUGAUCAUUCGUAACGACGUCAUUGACGUCACAAAUUUUCUUCAGGAACAUCCAGGAGGAUGGGAGGUCCUUCUUGAAUAUAGCGGUUGUGAUGCGACGGACGUAUUUGAAAGUGUCGGACAUUCAAUCGCUGCACGUAUUCUGGCCGAGAAGUACAAGAUCGGUGUUUUACCCGAACAUGAACAAACUCAUACCAAUCAGUACAUUUCUGAUGCUAAGAAGCUUGUAUGCCCAGUGCAUAUUACCGCCGCCUAA
Molecule: messenger RNA, 318 nt
Organism: Ostertagia ostertagi
Lineage: Eukaryota; Metazoa; Nematoda; Chromadorea; Rhabditida; Trichostrongylidae
Source: the annotation of a GenBank genome assembly